This is a messenger RNA of Caenorhabditis angaria, 522 nucleotides long. NCBI's taxonomy places the organism in Eukaryota, Metazoa, Nematoda, Chromadorea, Rhabditida, Rhabditidae. The record is from the annotation of a GenBank genome assembly.
AUGAAGCUUGGCAUUUUUGUACUUUUAUUUUUCACAAGUCAAGUAUUUGGCGAACAAUUUCUAUAUGUGAGUGAGAAUCUUGAUAUGAUUGGACCUGGCAGUGAAAUUUGCAAAUAUUGUUAUUCGGUAGCAGAACCUAAUUUUGAGAUUUCCUAUUCUAAAGAAGAGCUGAAGUUGUUGAAUGAGAGAAAUAGGAAAAUUAUUGAACCUUGUAUUGAAGAAUUUUCAACACUCAAUUCGAUUGUUCAUCAAAACAAAAAAGAAUAUUCUGAAAAUAUUGUACAAAACAUCGAAUACCAAAUUUUAUUCUCCGAAUGUAACAGAAAAUUAGAAGGAAAUCAUAAUCAUGAUGUUGAAGCUUGUCUAAAACCCCCUGGCUAUUUGUGUAUUGGAAAUUUUGAUGUGAACGGAUGUGCUCAAAGAAUACUGAAAGAUUACUGUGAUAUCGAUUUUACAAAUGAUACGAUUCGUUUUUUGAUAAUGCAGAUUUCUUACUGUAUGAAGUUGGAUUUGGAUUUUUAG